AUGGGGACGGCAGAAGAGUACCAACCGCUACUUAACGGACUCGACUCACAUUCCCGGAUUCCUGACCUUUCGUCCACUGCCGUUGAAGAGUUCCUGGAGCACAAGCCCGUUGCAGUUCGGUGGUGGCUUAGGCUGGUGGCAUGGGAGUCAAGGCUCUUAUGGACUUUAUCCGGCUCAUCUAUCAUCGUCUCCAUAUUCAACUACAUGCUCAGCUUUACCACCCUCAUGUUUUGUGGGCAUUUGAGUGCCUUGGAGCUUGCUGGUGCCUCUAUUGCCAGUGUGGGAAUUCAGGGUCUUGCUUAUGGUAUUAUGUUGGGAAUGGCAAGUGCUGUGCAAACAGUGUGUGGGCAAGCAUAUGGAGCCAGACAGUAUCCAGCAAUGGGAAUCAUAUGCCAACGAGCAAUCGUCCUGCACUUGGGAGCAGCAGUCCUCCUAACAUUUUUGUACUGGUGGUCAGGUCCAAUCCUCAUAGCCAUUGGCCAAACAGAGGAAAUAGCCGAGCAGGGACAAGUAUUUGCCAGAGGAAUAGUCCCACAGCUCUAUGCAUUUGCCAUAAACUGCCCUCAGCAGAGGUUUCUCCAAGCACAAAACAUUGUCAACCCUCUGGCUUUUAUGUCGUUCGGGGUUUUCCUCGUCCACAUUCUGCUCAGUUGGGUGGUGGUUUAUGUGGCGGAUUAUGGGCUGACGGGGGCGGCUCUCACUCUGAGUUUCUCAUGGUGGCUUCUUGUCAUCGUAUAUGGGAUUUACAUUGUUGUCAGCCCCAAGUGUAAGGAGACUUGGACUGGCUUCUCUGGGAAGGCCUUUUGGGGCAUUUGGCCUUACUUUAAGUUGACUGUUGCAUCCGCUAUCAUGCUCUGUUUGGAGAUUUGGUACAGCCAAGGGCUGGUGCUGAUAUCAGGGCUUCUCGCCAAUCCUACCAUCGCACUGGACUCCAUUUCUAUUUGCAUGAACUACUUGAACUGGGACAUGCAAUUUAUGUUAGGGCUAGCCGCGGCAGCCAGUGUUCGAGUCAGUAACGAGCUCGGUGCCGGCAACGGGAAGGUGGCCAAGUUUUCGGUGUUUGUAGUGAACGGGACGAGCAUACUGAUUAGCAUAAUCUUCACCGCGAUUAUAUUGAUAUUCCGAGUCGCACUAAGCAAGCUUUUUACGAGCGACGACGAGGUUGUCACGGCGGUAUCGAAUUUAACCCCACUGCUGGCCAUCUCUGUUUUCUUGAAUGGCAUUCAACCUAUACUCUCAGGGGUGGCGAUCGGAAGUGGAUGGCAAGCUGUUGUGGCGUAUGUUAACCUGACAUGUUACUACAUUAUCGGUCUUCCAAUCGGAUGUGUUCUGGGCUUCAAAACCAGCAUGGGAGUAGCAGGUAUUUGGUGGGGUUUGAUCAUUGGAGUUUUUCUACAAACAGUAACUCUAAUUGUUCUCACUGCAAGAACAAACUGGACUGCUGAGGUUGAAAAAACGGCUGAACGAUUGAAGAGAUCUGCAAGUGCAGAACGAUUGAAGAGAUCUGCAAGUGCAGAAAGAUUAGACUUGGUGACCGAUAUAUGA
Molecule: messenger RNA, 1545 nt
Organism: Malus domestica (apple)
Lineage: Eukaryota; Viridiplantae; Streptophyta; Magnoliopsida; Rosales; Rosaceae
Gene: TT12
Product: protein TRANSPARENT TESTA 12-like
Biological process (GO): xenobiotic detoxification by transmembrane export across the plasma membrane
Cellular component (GO): vacuolar membrane
Molecular function (GO): xenobiotic transmembrane transporter activity; antiporter activity
Source: RefSeq, marked provisional